Poeciliopsis prolifica (blackstripe livebearer) is the source of this 2594-nucleotide messenger RNA. It is a transcript of the gene thbd, whose product is annotated as thrombomodulin. The record is from RefSeq and is a predicted model, not a curated record. Gene Ontology annotation, cellular component: extracellular matrix; membrane; external side of plasma membrane. The coding region runs from base 211 to 1851 and encodes 546 amino acids. Gene Ontology annotation, molecular function: extracellular matrix protein binding; transmembrane signaling receptor activity; extracellular matrix binding. The transcript has a single exon. Lineage: Eukaryota; Metazoa; Chordata; Actinopteri; Cyprinodontiformes; Poeciliidae. Gene Ontology annotation, biological process: cell migration.
UUAUGCGUCAUCCCGUACGAUCCGUGCGUAACUGUGGAUGUGAGGUGCAGGCGCAGCGAGCUGUCCGUUACUCAGAGCGCCUUCCUUCCUCUGCCGGGCCCUAUUAUGGAGCUUGGGGUUUAUAAAUACCACCUAAAUAGUUCUACAAACAGAGUCAAAGGGUUCCCGGAACGCGCCAGAACUUAAACGGGGCAGAGCUGAGAUCCAAGCAUGUUGUUUGUGUCGAUGCUUGUUUUCCUCCUGGGAAAAGAUGCGGGCGCAGAGCGGAACAGCGGCUACUGCAUCGGGAACGCGUGCUUCACUCUGUUCCGGGGAACCAGCACUUUCAGCUCAGGGCAGCGGAUCUGCAGAGACCAGGGCAGCCACCUCAUGACCGUGCGGACCUCCGUGUCCAGCGACGUGCUCUCCGUCCUGCUGGGAAACCUGACCGGCAGCUUCUGGAUCGGCUUGCACCGCCUGAGCGGCUGCCCGGACCCGUCGGAGGAGCUCCGAGGCUUCCAGUGGGUCACCAAGGACGCCGAGAGCGACUUCGUCAACUGGCUUCCUGACCCCGACGACAGCUGCUCCGCCGCGCGCUGCGUGUCCGUGAGCGGAGAGGAAAACUUCAGAUGGAGUGAGACCCCGUGCGACCACCAAGCGGCGGGCUUCCUCUGCGAGAACAGCUUCACCGACCCUUGCGCCAACCUGCCGCACACAGCGCAGCAGACUGUGCUCUAUUUGACUCCCUACGGAUUCGAGGUGGAGGACAUGCAGUCCUCCACCCUGCCGAGUGGAACCAUCGCCACCCUUUUCCCAUCCGAGGCCAAAUACAUCUGCGGCACGUCCAACAAGUGGUUGCGGGCUCCGUGGAGCUGCGAGAUAGAGGAAGGCGGCUGUGAGUACCAAUGCGCCGCGAACCCCAGCAACAAACCCAUCUGCUACUGCCCGCCGGGCGAGACCUUGAGUCCGACCAACGGGAUCUCGUGCCAGGCGGAAGGCGCGGGCGACCCCUGCGCGGCGCUGCGCUGCCAGCAAACCUGCUACGAGGCCGCAGGCCGGCAUCACUGCGGCUGCGACCACGGCCUGCAGCUGGCCGCGGACGGCCGGACCUGCGUGGACUUCGACGAGUGCACGGACGAGCGCCAGUGUCCCGAGGAAAACUCCGAGUGCGUGAACACGCUGGGCGGCUACACGUGCGCCUGCCAGCCCGGCUACAGGUCGGUCGGCGGCAAGUGCGUGGACACGGACGAGUGCAUGCUCGCGCCGUGCGAGCACGAGUGCACCAACACUCCUGGGAGCUACGUGUGCUCGUGCUUCAAGGGGUUCACGGUGGUCGAGGGGGACCCGCAUAAAUGCAGCCGGUACUGCGGGCAGCAGGAAUGCCCCGCGGAGUGCGACCCCAACGACAAGAACCAGUGCUUCUGCCCGAACGGCUACUUGUUGGAUGUGGAUGAGAGGGGCUCCGCCUUCUGCAUAGACAUAGACGAGUGCGAAUCUAAUUUCUGCGAACAGGGGUGCACAAACACGUACGGCGGCUACGCGUGCUCCUGCCCCCCCGGUUUCACGUUAGUGGGUGAACACCAGUGCAAAGAGUCCACCAGCAUCCCCCCCACAGAUGCUGGUGGACUGUGGGGGGGAUCCCCGACCCAACCAGGCCCACACCCCGACCCGACCCGGCGGCCCUCCGCGGUGACGCCCGGGGGUCUGGCGGGGAUCAUAGUGAGCACGGUCUUCGUCGUCCUGCUGGCCGUCAUCGCGGCGCACGUGCUGCUCCUGCGCAGAGGGAAGAAGGAGGAGAGCGCAGCAGGUGCGACCAAGGAGCGCGAGGAGGAGACGCACGGCCUGCAGGGGCUGAGCGACAAGGCGGUGUAGGAGACAGACGCUUUUUGAACGAGAGGCGUGAAUGAAUGACGCCGUGAGAAGCAACAGACUUUAAAAAAAAAGAAAGAAAACCUCACAAACUCUCACUUUGAGGAAGAAGUCUGGCGGGAUGCAGCUCAGCCAGAAGAGUAAAUGAAGCAGCAACUCGCUCCAACUCGCGCACAGCCUGGGACAUGCAUUGAAGUGACAAAAGAAAUGUUUACAGUUCUACUUUAUGAACAUAAAUGACCAUAAUGACUUUAUUGAUUUGUUUUUUUUAAGGACUCCUUCAGUGAAUUCUCGCCUCCAGUGGUGGAGUCGGUGCGCCACCUGCUGGAAAGAUGUGGGCUUCUCAGCCCACAUCUGCUGAGAAGCAGUGAAUCUCGUUCAAAAUAAAAUCAAUAAAUACUCUUGGAAAUGAAAACAAGUAUUUUAAAAUGUUCAUCUGUUUAGUGGGUCGCUUAUGUUGUCGAUCACAGAUGUUUGCUUUUGUUGUUUUCAGAAUUAUCAUUGUGAUUAUUGGAGGUAACCACAUAAUUGCACAGUUUUACUUGAAUAGACCAUCAGAUGGAUCGUAUCGUUAGAACAGAAGCAAUUUUCAUUGUCUUAAGGGAAAUAGGAACAUGCACUUUCAGGUUAUAUAAUAACUUUAUUAUUACACAAUGUGUUGAUCUAUUACUAACAUUGUUAUCAAUAUGCACUAGUAGAGGAAUAAAAAUAAGCUGAAACAAACCAAUAAUCAGAUUGUCAAACAA